This is a messenger RNA of Populus euphratica (Euphrates poplar), 2493 nucleotides long. Its product is annotated as protein CHUP1, chloroplastic-like. The transcript has 5 exons. Gene Ontology annotation, cellular component: cortical microtubule. Bases 324 to 2321 code for a protein of 665 amino acids. The record is from RefSeq and is a predicted model, not a curated record. Gene Ontology annotation, biological process: protein localization to cortical microtubule cytoskeleton. NCBI's taxonomy places the organism in Eukaryota, Viridiplantae, Streptophyta, Magnoliopsida, Malpighiales, Salicaceae.
UUUGUCUUAUCGACAUGAGCUUUUUUUCUCCCUUAUUUUUUGUCUCGUUGAUCCUUCUGGUUUCUAGCUCUAGGCUUGUAUUCCAACAGAACGAGCAUGGUUGAUAAAGGCGUUGCUUUUUUGGGAUUUUUCUUAUUCAUCAAUUGUUGCUUUAACAUGGCGCGGAUCAUUACUUGUUUAGUUUUUUUAAGCUCUCUGUUUAGAAGAAAUCAGCAUGCUUUGAAUUAAAUUUUGCUUCUUUGAUUAUUCAUUUCUCCCUUUUGGCCACCUCUCAUCUUAAAACUAACGUAUUAAAUGAUGGAGGAUGAUGAUGAAGACGACCUAUGAAUUAUGAUCUCUCUCUCUCUCUAUUUUUCAUGUGGAUUCAUAAGUUGACUUGUAUCAUGGUAAAAGAUAAAAGUGAUAUAAGGCCUGUUUUAAUCAAAUUUGGGGUGGCUUUAGUACUCUCUUCUGCUGGAUUUCUCCUUGCACGCUUGAAAAUCAACUGGAAUAAGUCUUCCCAGCUUCCUUGCUCCCCACGCUCUUCAGAUCAUGGUAGUGAGGUUGACAUUGGGGGGGAAAGAACUCGGCACGGAGACGAUCUUCAAGUGAAGAAUAGAACAUCGAGUUCUGGCAGUGUCGCUUCAAUUUCAGCAGAAAGAUAUGAUGACUCAUGCGUGAUGAAUGUUGCUGUUAAUAAUUCUAAGGUUUUGUCUCCAAGCAGUGUUCACAGUGGGGAUAAAGAUGGGUAUCUCUUGCCUGAAUUCAAUGAUCUUGUGAAGGAAUUGGACUUUACUGCCAAUAAUUCUAAGACAUCUAAGAAAGAAGAAACAAUUAUAUCAGAUGUGGAAACUCCAAGAUCCUCCAAAGGUGUGGAAAAGGUCGAUUAUGAGCAAGAUAUCAGGCAUCUGAAGAACAUAGUCAGAAUGCUUCGAGAGAGGGAAAGAAACCUUGAGGUCCAAAUGCUUGAGUUUUAUGGCCUAAAAGAGCAAGAAGCAGCCGUGAUGGAGUUGCAAAACCGUUUGAAAAUAAACAACAUGGAGGCUAAGUUGUUCGCUCUGAAAAUUGAGUCCUUGAGCGCUGAUAACAGAAGACUGCAAGCUCAAGUGGUUGAUCAUGCGAAAGUUGUUGCCGAGCUUGAUGCUGCCAGGUCAGAACUUGAACUGGUGAAGAAAAAACUAAGGUCUGAAGCAGAGCAGAACAAGGAACAGAUAUUGUCCCUUAAGAAGAGAGUUUCUAGGUUGCAAGAGCAGGAAAUCAAGUCUGCUGAAACUGAUUCAGAUAUUAAAAUGAAGUUGCAAAGGCUGAAGGAUUUGGAGAUUGAGGCAGAAGAGUUGAGGAAAUCUAACUCCAGAUUGCGUCUAGAAAACUCUGAAUUGUUUUCUCAGCUGGAGUCCUCCCAAAUCCUUGCUAAUUCCAUUCUGGAGGAUCCAGAGACAGAAACAUUAAGGAAGCAGGGCAAUCAAUUACGGCAGGAAAAUGAGGCCUUGUCAAAGGAAGUUGAGCAGCUCCAAGCAGACCGGUGUAGUGAUGUUGAAGAAUUAGUCUAUCUUCGAUGGGUAAAUGCUUGCUUGCGAUAUGAAUUGCGCAAUUUUCAGCCCCCUCAUGGUAAAACUGUUGCAAGAGACCUUAGUAAGUCUCUAAGCCCUAGGUCUGAGAUGAAAGCAAAACAGCUCAUACUUGAAUUUGCAAAUACUGAAGGAAUGGCGGAGAAGGGGAUCAACAUAAUGGAGUUUGAACCUGAUCACUGGUCAUCCUCCCAGGCCUCCUAUAUCACAGACGCAGGAGAACUUGAUGAUCCUCUAUCACCAAAAACGAGCUACUCAGGGAAAACCAAAAUGUUCCACAAGCUUAGGAAACUUUUAUUGGGAAAGGAGACUCAUAAUCACAGUCAUGGAUCAUCAGGUGACAGAACUGGAGUGACAGGAGAUUCUGAUUCUCCAAAUGUUAGUUUAAGUGUUUCAACACCAACAGACGCCACAAGUGAUUUGCAAUCUACUGGAGGUCAAACUCCAUCCUUCUAUUCAUCCAGGCAUUCGUUUAGAAAUUCCAUGGAUAUCCAAAGAAUCAGCAGGAGUCUGGAGAACAGUCAGAGAUUUAGGGAGGUAGGAUCGUCUAGUGGGCAUAUGAGAUUUUCAUCAGGUAGAAGUAGCGAUUUGUCACUUGACAAUUUACUGGAUCAGGACUUGCAUUCUAUUGAGAAAUCCGAGAUGGCAAAAUUUGCUGAUGUUUUGAAGGGCUCCGGAGGUAGAGCAGGAAAUGGCAAUAGGAUGGACAAGUUGCACAGAAAAUCAGUAUCAAUCGGCUCAUUUGAGGCUUUCCGUAGCUCCUCUUCGAAAUAAUCCCACCUCAUAACCUCUUCGUUGUACUCUCGAAACCUUAAGCGAAGGAUUUACCAGUCAGUGUAGCUUCUCCAUAGUAUUCACUAAUGACAUCACAGAAAGUAGUUUUUGUGGAAAAAGACGCGUUUUAUAUAUGAUAAAUGUUAAGAGUUGCCAUAUUAAUCUUCAAAAA